Messenger RNA from Cucurbita moschata (crookneck pumpkin), 1291 nucleotides. RefSeq names its product peroxidase 2-like. NCBI's taxonomy places the organism in Eukaryota, Viridiplantae, Streptophyta, Magnoliopsida, Cucurbitales, Cucurbitaceae. The record is from RefSeq and is a predicted model, not a curated record. The transcript has 4 exons. Gene Ontology annotation, molecular function: peroxidase activity; heme binding. The coding region runs from base 57 to 1016 and encodes 319 amino acids. Gene Ontology annotation, biological process: response to oxidative stress; hydrogen peroxide catabolic process.
GCUCAACCUAAUUGUUCUAACUUGAGGCCUCAAACUCUCCUACUUUGUCUAUUGUAAUGGCAUCUUUUAAAGCUUCCAUGCCUUUGUUAUUUGUUGUGUGUUUGAUGGUUGGGUCUGUGAGCGCACAACUGAGCUCCACAUUCUACGAUACCACAUGUCCCAAUGUAUCAAGCAUUGUGCGUGGUGUUGUGGAGCAAGCACUCCGAAGUGACGACAGGGCUGGUGCCAAACUCAUCCGUCUCCACUUCCACGACUGCUUCGUCGAUGGAUGUGAUGCGUCGGUGCUAUUAGAGGAUCAAGAUGGCAUAGUGAGCGAGCUGGGUGCAAACGGAAACGCUGGCAUCACAGGUUUCAAUAUUGUUAAUGACAUCAAAGCUGCAAUCGAGAAUGUUUGUCCGGGUGUCGUCUCUUGUGCUGAUAUACUAGCCCUUGCUUCUCGACACUCCGUCAACUUGGCAGGAGGCCCGGGUUGGGAGGUUCAAUUAGGAAGAAGAGAUGGAAGAACAGCAAAUUUGGAUGGUGCCAUGGAGCUUCCAAGUCCUUUUGACGAUCUCUCAGUCCUUAGAAGAAAGUUCAGGGACGUUCAACUUGACGAUACUACCGAUCUCGUUGCUCUAUCAGGUGCACACACAUUUGGGCGAUCGAGAUGCCGAUUUUUCGACAGACGGCUAAACACUUCAAACCCGGACCCGACCCUGAACUCAACAUACGCGGACGAGCUGCGUCAAAACUGUCAACCAGGGCGAGACACAUUCGUGAAUCUGGACCCAACCACACCGGACACCUUCGACAGCAACUACUUCACAAAUCUUCAGAGCAAUCGCGGGCUUCUGGAAAGUGAUCAAGUUCUGUUCUCCACCAGCGGAGCUCCAACUAUCAGUAUUGUCAACAGCUUCGCCAGCAGCCAGAGCCAAUUCUUCACCGCCUUCGCUCAGUCAAUGAUUAACAUGGGAAAUCUCGGGCCUUUGACUGGGAGCACAGGAGAAAUCAGGACCAAUUGCAGAAGACUCAACUAAAGCGCGUGAUUCUUAGUAUACAUAAAACAUAUUUAUUCAUACAAAGUAAUGCAUGCAAGUGUAUCAAAAUAGAUAUUUAUAUUGUUGUGUGUGGAGGGUCGGUUUUAUGGUCAAAGUAACAAUACUAAAUAAUGUAAAGCGCGUGCAGGAGACUCGCACAAGCUUCAAUGGUGUCGUUGUUUAGUUUGGAGAAGACAAAGUGAUUUUGUGUUUCUAUUUUUGUUUGUGAUGUUACAACAAAUGCCAAUGAUAAAAGAACUCGCAAGAGAUUUCGU